Molecule: messenger RNA, 494 nt
Organism: Hevea brasiliensis (rubber tree)
Lineage: Eukaryota; Viridiplantae; Streptophyta; Magnoliopsida; Malpighiales; Euphorbiaceae
Exons: 3
Coding region: 74-370 (98 amino acids)
Source: RefSeq, a predicted model, not a curated record
CUUAGUUAAAAUCUAGGGUUUUGUUGUUUAAUCGCUAAAAUUUCCAAUCUCAAACUCCCUCUCAGAGUCGGCCAUGGCGAAGAACAGAAACAAAAAGAAGAAGAACGGCGCCGUUUCAAUGGACAUCACGGAGCCCACCGUCUCAGAUGUUCCUCAAGCAAUGGAUACUUCAGAGUCUGUAGUUCAAAAAUCAGCUUCUGGGUUUCCUAAUAGAAAGGUGAAGGGAAGACCAAUGAAGAGAUCAAAAAAUGUUCGAAAGAUGAAAGCAGUAGCAAAAGCUAUAUCAAAAAAUGAGCAGUCUGUUGAGAAAGUUUUGAAGAAUGAGAGCAAAACAGCAAGAACUCAAUCAGCAAAACUGCUGUACGACUGAAUAUGAGAAACUGGUAUUCACAACCAUAGUUUUUUUUUUUAGAUAUAUUUUUUUGGGUAUCACUAUGUUAAUGUUAGUAUAUUCCUCUGCUACGUUGAUUGUAAUUCAAUUAUUUUUCCGCUCA